This is a messenger RNA of Salmo salar (Atlantic salmon), 2286 nucleotides long. The record is from RefSeq and is a predicted model, not a curated record. Lineage: Eukaryota; Metazoa; Chordata; Actinopteri; Salmoniformes; Salmonidae.
UACUGCCCCUCACCCUGAUGCAUGGAAACAUGCGAUUAUCACAUAGACUGGCCUAUGCAUAUUGGAUGAAGCCACAUUGUCUCAGCUAGGUCAUUCUAUUCAUGCGUCUAUUUUUUGGGGAUGUAAUUUUUGUGUCCUAAAUUGUUUUUUUUGUUUUGUUCUGCGGGUUCUGGGCAUCUUUGAAACACUGGGUGGUGGUCCGUGUUAGCCCAUACACGCAUGCGCAGUGGUUUCGUUGCCGCAGAGUGUUUGUCGAGUAGAGGAAAGCCGAAGCUCCGAAGGAAACACAUGCAGGCAUAGGGACUCCAGAUUUCAGCAUCGUCCUCUAUUCCCUACACGUCGACAAUGCAUCGAUAAUGAUGGUAGCGCGCAGCAAUGCCUUCGAUCUAUUCCAUGCGUGAUGUCUAAAUAGCUGCCAAAUAAUACAGCCAAAGAGUGGAGGUAAAACAAGGUUAAGAAAAACAACCAGUGGUGAGUGUGUGACUGUGUGUAGGGCGCAGCCGCCAUGCCGCUGGUUAAAAGAUGCAUCGAGCCCAGGCACCUGUGCCGUGGAGCCGUGCCGGACGGGGUCACCAGCGAGCUGGAGUGUGUCACUAACAGCACCCUGGCAGCCAUCAUCAAACAGCUGGGGGGCCUGAGUCGACAUGCAGAGGACAUUUUUGGAGAGCUGUUCAAUGAGGCCAACAGCUUCUACAUGAGAAUGAACAGCCUCCAGGAGAGAGUGGACCUGCUGGCGGUCAAAGUCACCCAGCUGGACUCCACUGUGGAGGAGGUUUCGCUGCAGGACAUCAACAUGAGGAAGGCCUUCAAGAGCUCCACCAUCCAAGACCAGCAGGUGGUGUCCAGGAACUCCAUCCUCAACCCUGUCAUGGAGAUGUACCAUCGCUGUGACAAACCUCCACCCCUCAACAUCCUUAGCCCCUACAGGGAUGACAACAAGGAUGGUCUGAAGUUCUACACAGACCCGUCCUACUUCUUUCAUCUGUGGAAGGAGAAGAUGAUCCAAGCAACAGAAAACAAGAGGAAGGAGAAAAGGCGGCAGAAGGCAGGUGACAAGGAGCAGAAACAGGUGGAGGACCCCAGCCGGGAGGUGAAGAAGGUGAGGAAGGCCCGUAACCGUCGUCAGGAGUGGAACAUGAUGGCAUACGACAAGGAGUUCCGUCCAGAAAACCGCCUCACGCCUUCACCCUACCAUGGCAUGUCCUCUGAGGGAUCUCUCUCUCCAGACAGGUCUGGUAUGUCUGAUGAGCUGUCCUACCCUGCCAGCCCUAACCACCCACCCCAAGAGGGAGCUGUCUUGGGUCCUGAUGGGAAGGAGCACCUCACAGGCCCCAACCAGACCCAGUCUCUGGACCGGGCCUAUCGACCCCCUGCUGCUGGCACCGCUGCAGCCCAAGCCCGCCAGCACUCCCUGGGCCGCGUGCAGCCCAACCAAGGACCCACACCCACAGACCCCUCCCUAAACGGACCCCGGCCUGCAGCUGCCAAAGAGGCUAGCGGUCACCAGAUGCCAGAGCACUUUAUCCCUCCGGCCCCACCCCCACCUCCUCCCCUCAUCCCCUCAGCCCAGACGGCCUUCGACAGCAGAGCAGGGCCCCCCACCCUGGCCCCUGCAGGUCUCCCCACCCUGGCCCCUGGCACCAUGGCCGCCCUGUCCCGCCCAUACUGCCCCUCACCCCCUCCACCCCCACCCGCCAGCUACUUCCCCUCUCCAUCGCACCCUGUCACUGGGGGACCCCCUGUUGCCCCUCCUCCACCCCCACCUGGUGGCCCCCCAACAUUCGCUCCCUCCCCAGCCCAUGCCAUGCACCCCUCUGGGGGAACACUGCCAAGGAAGGGCAAGGUGCUAGGCAUCCCGAUAAGCGACGCACGCAGCGACCUGCUGUCAGCCAUCCGCAGAGGCAUCCAGCUGAGGAAGGUGCAGGAGCAGCGUGAGCAGGAAGCCAAGAAGGAGCCUGUAGGGAACGACGUGGCCACCAUCCUGUCCCGACGCAUCGCAGUGGAGUACAGCGAAUCAGAUGAGGACUCGGAGCCUGAGGAGAACGAGUGGUCAGACUGAGGCGGAGAGGAGAGGGCUAGGACUUACUGUACUCACCUACAUACUGCUGCUAUUCCAAUACCAGGACACACACACACACACACACACACAGCAUACUACAUCUCGAUUGACCUCUUGUUAGGGAAAGUAGAUGAGACACUUACACAGUAUGACAGUAUCCAUUAACUAGUCAGAUACUGUAUGGGGAAAGGAGGGGAGAGGAGAGGAGAGGAGAGGAGAGGAGAGGA